This is a messenger RNA of Tachysurus fulvidraco (yellow catfish), 1427 nucleotides long. RefSeq names its product nucleoprotein TPR-like. The record is from RefSeq and is a predicted model, not a curated record. Lineage: Eukaryota; Metazoa; Chordata; Actinopteri; Siluriformes; Bagridae. The transcript is spliced from 4 exons. The coding region runs from base 431 to 946 and encodes 171 amino acids.
UUAUAACGAUUACAAUAAGGGAAGCUUGAAUAGGAGAUUUUUGUUGUGUACUUGAUUAUUCUCUUUAGAAAAUAGACCCAGUCUUGCAUGUGCUGGUGAAAGGAUGAGUCUGUAACAGGUGCAGUUUUUGUCUCUACUGCCUCUCACUGUAGUGUGGCUUUUACACGCAUGUGGCUUUUACGCGCAUGCAAAUGGGUUUUUGAGUAUUAAUUAAUUGGACUGUUUAAUAAAGACAUGUCCACUACCACACACGAAUCUGGAGUAUAAACCACACCUUUCGUUUCCAAUUUAAAUAACUAUUAACAGAAGAAACUAAAUGAGCCUGAGGUGCAGCAGUUCCCGUUCCUGUCGAUAAGCUUGUACAGCCGGUUGCACCACCGAUCCCUCGGACAGAUUUUAAAUUUACCUCUGUUCUCCUUGUGUUUUUCUCAUGAAGUUUACCAUGAGGCACCUGGGAGUGCUGCUGGGCUCGUUGGUGGCUUUCACCCUACUCCUAAUGGUCUUUGUUUACUCGAGGAGUACCUUGGAGUUCGAACUGACCAAGACCAACUAUUUCAAGAAUGUAAAUAAUAAAGUAACCAGUGACGUGCUGAAGGAGACCAAGAGCAACAUUGAUGAUACCAACAAGAGGCUGAUGCAAAAAAGGAAAAGGAUUCAGGAACUUACAAAAGAAAUCAAAGCAUUUCAGGAGGCUGCAGAUGGGAAAAAAGCCAUGCUGAACACAUGCAACAAUGAUCUGAGUCAGAUCAAGGCUGAAAUUGUUUCUCUAGAAGAAACGAGAAGCAAAUCUGACACUGAGUUUCAACAGAAGAAGUCCGAUUUAAUUGAGCAGAUAAACAAACUCAAGACAGAACUUGAGAAACGCAGCAAUCUGUGUAACUACAUCAACAAGCGCUCCGUAGAGGGGAUGAAACUUUGUGGUAUUGUAGCUUUUCUACAAUCCUAAAGUUGAAGCAGCCUAAUGAGAGGCAAAGUCAGGAGCUACAACGAUACAUGUCAAGAGGUUAAAGCUUUGAGGGCAGAGAAGAUAAAUAUGAACUAAAUAAUAAAACAAAACAGUGACAACUCAGGGCUUAAUUAUAUAUAAAUCAAAAGGAAAACAUGCACAAAUACACAGUCAGACUUAAAUUAUGCACAGACACAAAUACAAGUUAUACUUGCAUAGAUUUCAUUCUAUUACUUGGUCAAUCAUUAAGUACCCUGAUAUGUUGUCUGCUUUUCUUCUUUUUUCUGACAUGUGAGCUUCUUUUUUUUUUUCUUCUUUUUUUUUUGUCAUUUCUGAAUAGAUUUUUGUAUUUGGUGAACAUUCAGUUGCUACAUUUGCAUAUUAAGUAUUAAGUUAUACAUCACAUUAAGAGGAUUACUACUUAUUGUCAACAAUGAUUUGUGAGUACAUGUAUAUGUGUAUUAAAUAAAUUUGUCAUGUU